This is a messenger RNA of Rotaria sp. Silwood1, 519 nucleotides long. The record is from the annotation of a GenBank genome assembly. NCBI's taxonomy places the organism in Eukaryota, Metazoa, Rotifera, Eurotatoria, Philodinida, Philodinidae.
AUGCUUGAAAAACAUGAAGUUCAAUUUUAUAUUGCUGAAAUAGCUCUUGCACUCCAUUAUUUACACCGACGAGAUGUUAUACAUCAAGAUUUAAAACCAGAUAAUGUAUUGAUAUUAGCAACAGGACAUAUUAAGUUAACUGAUCUUGGAUUAUCCAAAAUUCGAAAUAGACGAAAAGUGUCAGUCACCGAUGUUAUUCGUACACCAUCUGUAUCUAAAGUACGUGCUUUUCGAAAACCUGGUCAAAUUAUGUCAUGGAUAUCUGACUUUAGUUUUUCUUCUAGUGAAUCAGAUUCAGAUCUAUUUCAUAAAUCUACAUCAAUAGAAAAUAUUUAUUCAAACAAUAAUUCUCAUCUUUCAAUAGCAUUCUCACAUAUAACUGAUUGUAGUUUACGUAUCUAUCAACAAAUUAUACCUGAGUGUAUUCCUGAAAAUGAACCAUUAUCAUUUGGAGAUGAUGACUUUACGGAUCAUGAAGAUGUAAAUACAACUAAUACAUAUCGAUUUUCUCUUCUCUAG